AUGGCAGCUGGCGGAGCGGCCGCCUUGACGUUUUUGGAUCAGGAGAGCCGAGUCCGAGCUGGGGGGGUCGGUAGUCUGCAAGUGCCGGCCCCGGUCACUAUGGACAGUUUCUUCUUCGGCUGUGAGCUCUCAGGCCACACCCGCUCUUUCACCUUCAAGGUAGAGGAAGAGGAUGACGCGGAGCAUGUGCUGGCUUUGACCAUGCUCUGCCUCACCGAGGGGGCCAAAGAUGAGUGUAAUGUGGUAGAAGUCGUGGCUCGGAACCAUGACCACCAGGAGAUCGCAGUCCCUGUGGCCAACCUCAAGUUGUCCUGCCAACCCAUGCUCAGUUUGGAUGACUUCCAGCUCCAACCACCUGUAACCUUCCGCUUGAAGUCAGGUUCUGGCCCUGUGCGCAUCACUGGGCGGCACCAGAUUGUUACUAUAAGCAAUGAUCUUUCUGGGGAAGAGAGUGAAGAAGACGGGAGUGAGGAGGAGGAAGCUGAGUUGUAUCCUAUCCUUCCUGCCAAGAAGCUGGGGCGCAGGCUCUAACCCUCCCUGGUCAGCUAGCUGCCUGCCACAUACACCAGGUUCCUGGACAAGUUUCAAGAACUUUGUAUCUCUCCAUUGAAGAGGGUUGGGGUGGGGGUGGGGGUCUUGGUCUGGUGCAAGGAGAACGGGGGUCCCAUUCUCCAAAGGACCCUGGUGUUCUAAUCCUGUACCUCACCCCAAGCUUCCCUUUUCUCCAGGAGUGGGAAGAACUCUGAACUUCUAUCCUGACCUUCUCUCCCCACUUGCCUAUGAGGUUGGAGGUCAGCAUCUGAAGCUCAGUACUACACAUUUUUAAUGUUUUUUACAUUUUUGGAUAAAGGUUGAAAUAAAAUGUGGA
Molecule: messenger RNA, 868 nt
Organism: Budorcas taxicolor (takin)
Lineage: Eukaryota; Metazoa; Chordata; Mammalia; Artiodactyla; Bovidae
Gene: NPM3
Product: nucleophosmin/nucleoplasmin 3
Exons: 6
Coding region: 1-531 (176 amino acids)
Biological process (GO): chromatin remodeling
Cellular component (GO): nucleoplasm; nucleolus; cytoplasm
Molecular function (GO): chromatin binding; RNA binding; histone binding
Source: RefSeq, a predicted model, not a curated record